Sceloporus undulatus (fence lizard) is the source of this 3466-nucleotide messenger RNA. It is a transcript of the gene PLPP3, whose product is annotated as phospholipid phosphatase 3. Bases 529 to 1470 code for a protein of 313 amino acids. Gene Ontology annotation, molecular function: phosphatidate phosphatase activity. The transcript has 6 exons. Gene Ontology annotation, biological process: canonical Wnt signaling pathway; phospholipid metabolic process; phospholipid dephosphorylation. The record is from RefSeq and is a predicted model, not a curated record. Lineage: Eukaryota; Metazoa; Chordata; Lepidosauria; Squamata; Phrynosomatidae.
UGGCUCCUCCCGGCAGCAAGAGGGCUGGAAAAGAAGCCCAGGCAAUAAUAAAAGUGCAGAAAGAAAAGCCAGCUGGCUUACAGCUUCGCCUCCGCCGGAGCUGCUGGGGAAGUUACAGUGGGUGUUUCUGCAAGGCUUUGCAAAGGAGCUCCUCCUCAGCCCCAGCCCUGGAUCGGUCGCCUCGACUUCUCCAACAACUCGUCCUCCCCUUUGUAUGAUCGGAGAGGAGGGUUUUAUUCCCCUUCCUUCCCCAUCGCCUUGGGUCUUCUUUGAAAUAGCAACAAAGACUCAGUAGCAGCAAGACUUGCUGGUGGCAGAGAGAAAGAGCUCACCGAUUUAUUUCAAGCACCAAAACUUGCUACAAAAACUAUCCAUCGGGCAAAGUAACCAAAACAAGGAGCGAUUUCUUUUUUCCUCUCCUCCUGCGAAGGGAGAUCCGGACCUGAGAAGAAGAAGAAGAAGAAGAAGCCCCUCUGGCCUGGAUUUCGCCCUUUUCUCUUGCCCUUUCUCUCCUUGGCGAGGCUCAGCAUGCAGAAUUACAAGUACGACAAGGCGAUGGUCCCGGAGUCCAAAAACGGAGGCAGCCCGGCUCUGAACAACAACCCCAGCAAAAGCCCCAGCAAGAAGGCUCUGCUCAUUUGCCUCGACCUCUUCUGCCUCUUCAUGGCUGGACUGCCAUUCCUGAUCAUAGAAACAAGCACAAUUGCACCCUACCGACGGGGAUUUUACUGUGAUGAUGAAAGCAUUCGCUAUCCUGUGAAAACUGGCGAGACCAUCAAUGAUGCUGUCCUUUGUGCUGCAGGCAUUCUUAUAGCCAUACUUGCUAUCAUCAUAGGAGAAUUCUACCGGAUCCAUUGUUUGAAGGAGAAAUCCCGGUCUUUCAUUCAGAACCCAUAUGUGGCAGCUUUGUACAAGCAAGUGGGUUGUUUUGCCUUUGGUUGUGCCAUCAGCCAGUCCUUCACAGAUAUUGCCAAAGUUUCCAUUGGCCGCUUGAGGCCCAAUUUCAUUGCAGUUUGUGAACCCAAUUUUACCAAAAUAAGCUGUUCCCAGGGAUAUAUUGAAGACUAUGACUGCCUUAAUCCUGAUGAAAGUAAAGUCCAGGAAGCUAGGAAAUCAUUUUUCUCUGGUCAUGCUUCUUUUUCCCUGUAUACCAUGCUUUAUUUGGUGCUAUACCUGCAAGCCAGGUUCACUUGGAGAGGAGCUCGGCUGCUGCGUCCUCUGCUCCAGUUUACACUGAUUAUGAUGGCAUUUUAUACAGGACUUUCUCGUGUGUCUGAUCACAAACAUCAUCCAACAGAUGUACUGGCAGGAUUCACACAGGGGGCCCUGGUGGCUUACUGCAUAGUGUUCUACGUUUCAGACCUUUUCAAGCCAAAAGCAAAGAUUUCUCAGCCUCCUCCACCAAUCCGGAAGGAGAUACUUUCACCUGUGGACAUCAUUGACCGGAACAACCAUCACAACAUGGUGUAGACAUUUGCAAAUGUUUUUAAUUUUUUAAUUUUAUUUUUUAUUUUUUGCAAAAUGACUGCUGACAGCAACUACCUGCUGCUCUCAAUCUCAUCUGACAGUAGAAUGUAGGGAGAGACUCUUGCCUGACCCAUGAGGUCUUACUCUGUGGCCUUUUUAUUCUUACAACAUUUGCAUAAAAUAGAUGUUGUUCAACUAAGUCAAAGGCAACAAGUCUGAAAUGAAUCAAAACAUGUUGCAAAUAUUUUAUAUGUGCAAUUGGCUGAGUGUUCAUGUUGUAGUGAAUGCUGAAUUGUUCAUAGCUUAUUGAACACUAAAUGGUUAUUAGGAAACAGGCCAUCUCUGCUUUUAAUUUUUUAAAAAAACUAAAGAUUUCCAAUUCCUGUUAAAAGGGGAGGGUGGGGGAGAGGAAUGCUCAUCAACUAGAUUAUAGCACUAUCUACAAGAAAAUACGCACUGAUUCAUGAAUUGUGAUCACUUUCUAAGGGGUAUCUUCUUAUUUUAUUGUUGUUUUUUUUAAUGUCUCCAUUCCAAACUGUGACUUAUGUUUGGUUUAGAAGAAGCACACUAGGAAAACAUAGUGGAAAAGUAUCCUUUUCUGCUGUAAACCCCCUGAAAAAUAAUACCUUUCUUUACCUAAUAAGGCAUAGUUAAAGCCACUUAUUAAAUUGAAGUCUACUUUCUUCAUAAUAUUCCUGACUGUAAAAGCCUUUUCAUCUUUGUUUUCAUCUAUCCUAUUUCUCCUCACAAAUUAUAUGCCAUUUUAAUGUCUUUAUCAUGUUUACUACUUUGGAGAGCUGGCUGGAAUUGUCAAUUGCUCAAGAUAUCUGGAGCCCCCAUAUGCCUCCUUAUGCAAUGUAAACAGUACCAUAUAAAAGUUCAGCCUGCAUUUAAUUUGCUGGUUGGUCUAGAAAAAUCUUCCCCCUUGUUUCCAUUUACCCACACAAUCACAAAAAUAUUUUCUGAAUGGUCACUUAAUUGUGGGUUCACAAUGUGUUGUCUUCUUUGCAGUCAGUCUUGUUAAUGUUUCUUAGCCCCGAAAGCUCUGAGGUUGAGACUCAGAACAUCAACCCUUCAGCUGUGAGGCGGACUGCAGGUCAGGACCGUCUUAUCCUGAUACCCAGUUACAACUCUCUUCUGUUUAUCACAGCCUGAAAAAAGGGGAUCAUUCUUGAAUAUUCAUUAGAACCCAGCCUUCCAACCUGUGGUGUUCCUGAUGUGGUGGUUUAAAUUCUCAUCAUGCCUAAUCCCCAUAACCAAUGAUUAGGCAGAUUUGGAAUUAUGGAAGUUUUAGUUAACACAACUGAAGGGCACUGGUGUAGGGAAGACUGUAUUGGACAGUAGGCUAAAUUCUGCUUUAAACAACAUCAGGGCCAUGUGAAGAAGGCAAGCAAGAGCAAAUGUAGUUCUUUCAUAUGCUUUCAGAGGGAGUUCCAAAAGACAUGCUUUUAAAUAUUUUUAAGAACAGAACUGACAAUACUAGCCAAGCAGACUGGCCUUUGCACAUCUUGUCAUACAAAAUCCGUCCCAUCAUUUCAAUUCUAGCAAGCUAUGAUUUUUUUUAUAAAUAUAUAAAUAUAUAUAUAAAUAUUAUAUAAAUAAUGUAUAAAACAUUAAAAAUUAACUAUGUAAAAUAUUAUUUCUGAAACAAUUUUAGAUAUAUCCACUACGAUUAUAAAUUGUGUUUUGACCUGUGUUAUUUGCAUUUUGCUGCUUAAAAAAGCAAUGACUUAAUUUUUUUUUAUAGUCGACUAAAAUAUUGUAGUCCUGUGGUAGCAAUAUUUUAAUGAAAAUAACAAACUAAAGACAAUUGUAUAAAAAUCAUAUUAAAUUGUCUGUAUUUUUGUAAUGUUUCUUUUUUUUUGUACAAAGAGGAAUACGCAAGACUUUUUGUAGAGUACAAGAAUUAAAGUUGGUAUUUGCAAAAAUAUUGCUGUAUAAAUGUGCUUUAUAAAUAAAUGUUUCAGGCACAACUGUGAGCCCAUGUUCUCACUUUAAA